Propithecus coquereli (Coquerel's sifaka) is the source of this 4281-nucleotide messenger RNA. RefSeq names its product zinc finger protein 862 (gene ZNF862). The transcript has 8 exons. The record is from RefSeq and is a predicted model, not a curated record. Gene Ontology annotation, biological process: regulation of DNA-templated transcription. Gene Ontology annotation, molecular function: protein dimerization activity. Bases 170 to 3682 code for a protein of 1170 amino acids. Lineage: Eukaryota; Metazoa; Chordata; Mammalia; Primates; Indriidae.
GUGGUAGAGCGAAGUUCUUGGGCAGCGCUCCGUUCCCGCCAGGGCGCCCUCCCCCUUCGGGAGCCUGGGUCCCCAGUGGCCGCGGCGGCUGGACCUCAGGCCAGGCCGCGGGGGGAGGGGGCGGCCUGGAGGCAGUGGCGGGGUGAGCCGGGCCACUGAAAGCGGGGCCAUGGAGCCCAGGGAGUCGGGGAAGGCUCCUGUGACGUUUGAUGACAUCACAGUAUACUUGCUCCAGGAGGAAUGGAUGCUGCUGAGUCAACAGCAGAAGGAGAUCUGUGGUUCUGACAAGCUGGUGGCACCACUGGGACCAACUGUUGCUAAUCCUGAGCUGUUCUAUAAGUUUGGGCAAGGACCAGAGCCAUGGCUAGGCAAUGUCCAGGACCAGAGGAGUCUCCUGGACCAUCACCCAGGAAAAAACCAGAUGGGCUACUUGGAAGAAAUGGAUGUGCAAGUUCCUGCCAGGGAGAGUAGACGAUACCUCCCGCCUCAGAAGAAAGCCUGCCUUUCCCACUUCAGUACGGACAGUGGCAACAUCGAGGGAGACUGGACAGGAAGAAGCAAGAAACUCCUAAAGCCCCGGUCUAUCCAGAAGUCGUGGUUUGCGCAGUUUCCAUGGUUGAUCAUGAACGAGGAACAGACGGCUCUGUUUUGCUUUGCUUGCCGGGAAUACCCAUCUGUCAGGGACAAACGGUCAAGAUUAAUAGAAGGUUAUACAGGACCAUUCAAGGUGGAGACUCUCAAAUACCAUGCCAAGAGUAAAGCGCACCUGUUCUGUGUCAGUGCCUUGGCAGCAAAGGACCCUGUUUGGGCAGCCCGUUUCCAGAGCAUCAGAGACCCACCUGGAGAUGGACUGGCCAGCCCAGAGCACCUCUUCACUGCAGAUUAUCCCAUGUUCUACACCCCAGGGCCUCUGGGAGAUUUUGGUAGCAUGGCUGAGCUCCUGCCAACCUCAAGAGGUGAACUAGAGGACCCUGGGGGGAAUGGAAAAAUUCCUGCCUUGUAUCUAGACUGCGUUUCAAAUUUGAGGCAAAAAGAAAUCACUGAUGACAUCAACAACUCUUCAAACAUUAAUGUUUUAUGUAAUGAUGCUGUUGAAUCCUGCAGUAAGGACCUUUCUGAAGAGGGGCUGUUGGAGGAGGUCCCUGUGGUGUUAGAGGAGCUGCCGGCGGUAUUUGAGGAUGUGGCGGUGUAUUUCACCCGGGAGGAGUGGGGCAUGCUAGACAAGCGGCAGAAGGAGCUGUACAGAGACGUGAUGCGCCUGAAUUACGAGCUCUUGGCAUCCCUGGGGCCUGCGGCUGCCAAACCAGACUUGAUCUCCAAACUGGAACGGAGAGCUGCGCCCUGGAUCAAGGACCCGAACGGGCCAAAGUGGGGGAAGGGUGGUCCUCCAGGGAAAAAGAAGAUGGUGGCUGUUGGAGAGGUAGACACACAGGCCUCGGCUGUAGACUCUGCACUGCUUCCAGCUCCUUCUUUGGAGAUGUGUACCUCCUACUGCGGCUCCAGCAUCUGUGAAGUAGAAGUAGACGGGCCUAGGAAAAUCAAGAGGACUUACAGACCCCGUUCGAUUCAGAGGUCGUGGUUUGGGCAGUUCCCAUGGUUAGUAAUUGACCCAAAAGAGACGAAGCUCUUCUGCUCAGCUUGCAAAGAAAGACCUAAUCUCCAUGACAAAUCAUCUCGUUUAGUCAGAGGUUACACUGGGCCUUUUAAAGUGGAGACUUUAAAAUACCAUGAAGUCAGCAAAGCACACAGGCUCUGUGUCAACACUGUUGAAAUCAAAGAAGACAAUCCCCAGACCGCCCUGGUCCCAGAGAUCUCCAGCGACCUCAUGGCGAACAUGGAGCACUUUUUCAAUGCCGCCUAUUCCAUCGCUUACCACUCAAGGCCCCUGAAUGACUUUGAGAAAAUCCUGCAGCUCCUCCAAAGCACUGGGACCGUGAUUUUAGGCAAGUACCGAAACCGCACCGCAUGCACUCAGUUCAUCAAGUACAUCUCCGAGACUCUGAAGAAGCAGAUCCUUGACGAUGUCCGGAACUCCCCCUGUGUGAGCGUCUUGUUGGACAGCUCCACUGACGCCUCUGACCAAGCCUGCGUGGGGAUUUAUGUCCGCUACUUGAAGCAGUUGGAGGUGAAGGAGUCAUACAUCACCCUGGCCCCACUCUACAGCGAGACAGCGGACGGGUACUUUGAGACCAUUGUUUCUGCCCUGGAUGAGCUAGACAUCCCUUUCCGGAAGCCUGGCUGGGUGGUGGGCCUGGGAACAGAUGGCUCAGCCAUGCUGAGCUGCAGAGGAGGCCUUGUGGACAAGUUCCAGGAGGUUAUCCCCCAGCUGCUGCCGGUCCACUGUGUGGCCCACCGGCUGCACCUGGCCGUGGUGGACGCAUGUGGAAACAUCGAUCUGGUGAGGAAGUGCGACCGGCACAUCCGUACCGUCUUCAAGUUUUAUCAAUCCUCAAACAAGAGGCUGAACGAGCUGCAGGAAGGUGCAGCUCCACUGGAGCAGGAAAUCACCCGCCUGAAGGACUUGAACGCUGUCAGGUGGGUGGCCAGUAAGAGGCGCACACUAAACGCACUCCUCGUGAGCUGGCCGGCCCUCACUCGGCACCUCCAGAGCGUGGCAGAGGCUGGGGGCCAGGUUGGGCACAGGGCCAAGGGCCUGCUGAAGCUGAUGAAGGCCUUCCACUUCAUCAAGUUCUGCCACUUCCUUUUAGACUUCCUGAGCAUCUACAGGCCCUUGUCUGAGGUGUGCCAGAAGGAGAUCGUGCUGGUUACAGAGGUGAAUGCCACGCUGGGCCGAGCCUACGUAGCACUGAAGACCCUGUGUCACCAGGCAGGGCCCAAAGAGGAAGAGUUCAAUGCCAGCUUCAAGGAUGGGCAGCUCCAUGGCAUCUCCUUGGACAGACUGGAGCUGGCAGAACAGCGGUUCCAGGCAGACAGGGAGAGAACAGUCCUGACCGGGAUUGAGUACCUCCAGCAGAGGUUUGACGCAGACCGUCCCCCACAGCUCAAGAACAUGGAGGUGUUUGACACCAUGGCCUGGCCAAGUGGGCUUGAACUUGCCACUUUUGGGAAUGAUGAUAUUCUCACCCUUGCCAGGUAUUUCGAGCUCGCUCUCCCUGGAGGAUACAGUGAAGAAGCUCUGCUGGAGGAGUGGCUGGGCCUGAAAACCAAUGCCCAGAACCUGCCGUUCUCCAUGCUGUGUAAAAAUGCCUUGGCCCAGCACUACCGCUUCCCCUUGUUGAGCAAGCUCAUGGCCGUGGUAGUCUGUGUGCCCAUCUCCACGUCCUGCUGCGAGCGGGGGUUUAAGGCCAUGAACCGCAUCAGGACCGAUGAGAGGACCAAGCUCUCCAAUGAGGUGCUCAACAUGCUCAUGAUGACAGCUGUGAAUGGCGUGGCAGUCACAGAGUACGACCCCCAGCCCGCCAUCCAGCACUGGUACCUGACCUCCUCAGGCCGACGUUUCAGCCACGUCUACGCCUGUGCCCAGGUGCCAGCCCGCUCCCAUGAGAGUGCGGGGCUCAGGAAGGAGGAGCUGGGCGCCCCCUGUGUGGAGGGGUCUGGGACCCAGGAGCCACCCAUGCUACCCUCCAGGGAGGCGGUGGAGGUUUGGAAGGACUGCAUCCCAGAGCCUUCCGGGAGACUCCUGCAGCCCAGCACCAGCCGGGGGGCCGCCGGCAUGUCCUGAGGGAGAGGGAUCCUUGCCUUGGAGAUGCCCCUGUGGUCAUGGGGCCAGCCGUCUGCAGAUGCUAGGCUGCCCUAGAGUCUUCCUUUCAUGGGGACGCUCUCUAAGCACCAAAAGUGGGCAGUGACAAGGUAGUCCGAGGUCACAUCCCAGAGAGGCAAGGGAGGAGCACAGCCCAUUUCCCAAGGCCCCUCCAAGCACAGCAAUGCCUCACAGCACGUAAAUGUGCUAAAAGGUUCUUAUCUCAAGUUCAUUUUUAAGGUGCUCCAGGAAAUAAUCCCAUCAUGAAAGAUUUCACCCCCGUUCUGGUGGCGAGAGGACUUUUCUGAAGUGGGAGAGACUGUUGAGGUAGGGGCUUAAAGCGGCACCCAGCCCUCUGGACAGCCCUGGGGAGCAUUCCAGGGAGGCUGCCCACAGCCUUAGUGGCAAGGGGGAAAGGCCACUUUGUUAGGGGUAGAGGGCAGCCCCGUUCUAGGGACAGCUGGCCUGGCUGCAAGAGCUCCUAGGAGUCUUGUUCUGGGGCCUCUCACCCUGGCUCCUGUAGCCCAGGUGGGGAUCUUGCAUCAGAGAAUUCCUCCAUCUCCUCCCAGGGCUUCCUUUAG